UGUGUGUGUGCGAGCUGGAAAAUUGAGCAGCUUUUGCUCACCUCUUCAAAUCGAUUAUCUCUCUUGAUUCUCCUCUCCGCUCAUAGCUCAUCACGGUGUGGCAUGAACCGUAAACCGUAGCGUAUUUGGACUUUGAAUGAUACGGGUUUGGUUUAUGUGGUUGGUCGACUGGUUGGGCUGGUGGAUGAUUGAACUUGGGAGUUGGAACGAUGAUGGUGUGUGGCCGUGGCGUGGCGCGCGGUGGACCCUUGCGAGAGCGAAAAUCCAUUCCGACGACUGCUUGUGCUUGUGCUGUGCCUGCCGUCAGUCUUUACCAGAGCGAGCGAGCGAGAGGUGUGUCGAGUCAAGCAGCCAGCCCACAAUUGAUUGGACCCAACAGCGAAAAAAAAACACGGGGGCGAAGAAACCCGAAGAAUCUUUGAUUGUGCGUCUUGGAUUAUUCUCCUGCAAAGAAGGGGCAGGCUUCACGAGUUUUGGAUGUUCUAAUAGCUGGCAGCACACACAAGUGCAUUCCAGUGCAGUGACAACACAGGGAAGAAGCAGGAAGCUGUUCAGUGGAGUUCUUAAUCGAAAGAAGUGGUGGAUUUGAGUGGUUUUCUGGGGAAAGGUCAAUCGGUGAAGAAGUGGGAUUUAUUGAAGAUUUUCCAAGAAUUUGGAUUAGAUUCUGUAGAAGUGUGGAAGUCUGUGGGUCGUGUAUCGUAAAUUUACUUGCAAAAGAAGAUUUUUCCGGAGCCGAAGAGGAUGGUCCAUUUGUGCAAAGUUGUCUAACAGGAAGAGGAAGCUGUUGGAAGCAGGAAGAAGAAAAGUUGCUUGCAUCCAUCGGUGGUGAAGUGUGUGGAAAAGUGGUUUUUGCACUGAUUUAGAGAAUGGUACCGAAAUUCAUAUGAAAUCCGGAAAUUUGCUGUAGUGAAAAGUGCAGUCGAUGGGAAAAAAUUGGUGAAAAAACUUGUUCCGACGAGGAAAGUGUUUGAGGAAGUUCUUUUUCCUCCAUUCGCGAGUCGUAGAAAGUUGUAGGCUGUGGAUACACAUAAAAAUAUAUAAGUAAAGCCAGCGCCCUCUAGUUUGAGCUCUCGGAAAGCGAAGCUCGGAAGAAAACUUCGCGUGAAGAAGAAAUAGUAGUGAGCACAGAAACGCAAGCGGCGACCGCGGCCGGAGUGCGAUUACGCCGAAGACCACGACGACGACGACGAAGACGAUCGAUGCUCGAUUAGCUGCCGCUCCUGUUCCUGCUGGUGCUGGUGCUGCUGGCUGUUCGUCAUCGAGACGACGACCAGAAGAGCGACGACGACGACGACCGCGUACAACAACAGGACGGCCAUACCAUGGCUGCUGGUGAGGAAGAGUUGAUGGUCGUACUGCGAAAGAGUGAGGAUGCAACUUUUGGCUUCUCGCUGCUGCGGACCGAUUCGCUGAUUGGAUUCCCCCAUGUCAUCUACGAUAUCGUGGAGAACUCGCCGGCUGCCGAGUGCGGAGAGGUCGAAGCCGGUGAUGUAAUCGUGAAAGUUAAUGGGACCGACGUCCACGGAUUCACCACCAAAGACGUGCUAAAAUGCCUUCGGCUUUCAACGGAUCCAGUUACGCUGGAGCUCAAAAGAGAUCCCAAAAUCAAAGCACACGUUCGCAAGUACUUGGCUUCCAUCAGCAACCAGCACCCGCACUCGGACGGUCACCUGUCGCAAGGCUCGAACCCCUCGUCGCCAACUCACCACCGCCACUCGCCAGCUUCCCCUCUGUCCGAACGGGGUCCCAGUCGGAUUCAGCCACCGUCGAUAACGACCAGCGGUGGCACACCGGGCCGGUACGGCCAUCGGGUCAGUUCGUCCGAUCCGUCAUGCCGGCCCUCGCGGAUACCACAGGCCGUACUGGCGAAAAACUCCUGGAGUGCACCGCAGUCCCCGCACGGAAUCAAACCACCCCGGCCGUCGCUGAUACCGACCGUUGUUAACGGAGCGACGCCACACCAGCAGCAGCAUCAUCAGUAUUCGACAACGAACAACUCGUCUUCGCCGUUCUUCCGGCAGGAACACCCCCAGCAGAACCCAUUCCAGCAGCAGCAAGUACCAAAAAAAGGCUUCGAGGCGUACAUGAUGACCGGUGAUCUGAUACUGAAUCUCUCACGUACGCCACAGAGUUCAGGGAUACUGCCACAAGCCAAGAAGAUCGACAGUUUACGGGACUCGCCGAGCCAUCGGGCCAGCACGAAGCGGAAAAACGGUGCUAUCGCUCCCCAUGCCAAGUGCGACUCGUCGCCAUCGUCACCCAGUAGCAGCAGCAAUAGCUAUUCGGAGCACAUCGACAACAACAGCAGCAGCAACAACAGCAAACAGCAGCGUACUUUGCCAAAGGAACAUUCUUCUUCGCUGAAGAAGAGCCGAAGUCAACAGCAACGGGGGGAGGAGGAGGAGGAGGAGGAACAAGAACACGAUCAUAACGAUCAGAACACGGGUAGUUCAAUCGAGUCGAUAGUGAACAGCAGUAGUAAAAAGCUGAGCGGUAGCGCAGGUAGCAAUCACAACAACAACCACAAUAACAAUCGGUUUGCGGAAGAGGACGAACGUGCACUGGUGAAUUCAUCAUCGAAACAUAGUAGUAGUGAAGCAGCGGCUGGAGGUAAUACCGGACGGACAAUCGGUAGCAAUACCAACAGCGCAGGAAGUAGUGUGGACGCAGCGGACGAGGACGAGAACGCUGACGAUCUGAUCGAUCUGAGAAGCGCACGAACAAACACUAGUGGCUGUGUGUCGUCUUCGUUGCUCGGGGAACGGAACUCGGCCAGGCGAGACGUCCGCCCCGCCGGAGCCCAGGACGGCAGUAAUCUGAGUGUCACUGUUCAGCCGGGAAAUUCCGUUGGAAGCGACAGCAGUAGCGCGGCGGCAACCAACGGUGACCUACGCCAUUAUCACUCCAAGGAGCGUAGUAAAUCUUCCUCAUCGGCAGCUUCCUCUGGGGGCGGUGGAACCACAGUGAAAAGUGAUAGUUCCCCGGAAAUGAGCUAUUCUGUGCCAACGUCGCCGACGUCGCUGUCGGCGGCUCCGAUCCUCGAGGGCUAUGCGUCCUCGCUAAAGAAAAGGGAUUUACUACUAGCAAACUCAGUGCCGACUAGUCCGGAAUCCGGAGCGCAAGAAAUCGUUCGUCGUAGCAGUAGCGGUAAUCAUCAUCAUCAACCUCAUCACCAUCAUCAUCACCAUCACCACCAGCACCAGCAGUUCCACCAUCACAGCAGUAGUAACAAUCAAUCGUCCAACAGUGGCGGUCCCGCUGUUGGUCAUAGUUCCAGUCUCAUGAGUGCCAGUAUCAGCGCGGGUGGCGGUGGAGGAAGUGGCGGAAGUGCAGGAGGUGGUGGUGGUGGCGGGGUUGUCCGCAAGUGCGAUGCUGCCGGAUUCCGAACCAGUCGGUCCGAGGAUCACCUGCAGCAGACGCAGCGGGAUGGCGGAAUCGGAGCGUUGGUGCCCAUCGAAAUCGACGAGGACGUGAACAGUUCGCUGAAUACGCUACUCGAUACGCGGCACGACUCGGAGGAAUCGCAGGGCUCCGAUCACGACCGAAUAGUGUGGACGUAUAACGCGCCGGUGUCGCAAAGUAACGGUGCGGCCGGACCGGCGGCGGGCAUCAUCACUUCUCCGAUUUCGCACUCCAGCUCGAUGAGUUCCUCGCCGCAGCGGUCGGCCAGCGAUAGUCCCGCCUCGCCUACGUCCGUGUCCUCGUCUGUGAUGUCGUCGUCCGGUGGAUCCAAAGGUGCCAACGAUCAUACCCACAACGGGUACAGCAACAGUGGCUUCGAGGGGGGCCGGGGCGGUAGCGGUACCCACAGUAACCUACAGAGCCUCAGCUGUCCGAACGGAAGUGGUCCCGGCGGCGGAGGGGGCGGCAUGGACCAGAGCGUUUCGGAAGCGGUGUCGAACAUUUCCAGCCCGGACUACCAGGAUGAGCAUGAUUUGCUCAGCACGCGGGACCUGGCCGCGAUGGCGAUCAGCGAUCCCAGUGAUUCCGACUCAACGAUAUUGGUUUCGGAGACAACGCAUCGAGUGCACGAUCGAGAUCGUGACCGUGAUCAUAAGAUUGUGAUACAGGUUAAGGGAAUGCAGCAACAACAAAUGUACAACCAACAGCAGGAUAGUAUGCGAUAUUCCGAUCUGAAGGACUCGGAAGACGAACUGGCAACCCUGACCGAAGACACGCCUACCAUGUACUUCGGACAGGAUGGCCAACUGAUGUACGGCGGUGGUGGUGGCGGUCGGGAAUCGUCGCCACCGGUGUCGGACGACGGUAGCGAUGUGGAUUCGCUACAUUCAUUCCAUUAUUCGCCAAAGGCAGUAGAUCUUCCAUCGGCCGAGCGCCUGGCCAAACGCUUAUACAAUCUAGAGGGCUUUAAGAAGAGCGAUGUCUCACGACAUCUCAGUAAAAACAACGAUUUCAGUCGUGCCGUAGCUGAUGAAUACCUUAAGUUUUUCCUCUUCGAGCGGUUAACGCUCGACGAAGCGCUGAGGCUAUUCCUGAAGCAGUUUUCCCUGUCCGGUGAAACGCAGGAACGCGAACGGGUGCUGGUGCAUUUCUCCAAACGAUACCUGGACUGCAACCCGGGAUCUUUCAAUUCGCAAGAUGCCGUUCAUACGCUUACAUGUGCAAUAAUGCUACUCAACACGGACCUGCACGGGCAAAACAUUGGCCGGAAGAUGACAUGCUCGGAAUUCAUCGAGAAUCUGAGCGAACUGAACGAUGGCGAGAACUUCCCCAAGGACAUCCUGAAGCAGCUGUACCAGGCCAUCAAGACUCAGCCGCUCGAAUGGGCACUGGAUGACGAAUCGCCGGACCAGCAGAAGCUUGGCGGAGGUCGAAACGACGGUACCAUGGGCGGAAAUGGGAGCGGUGGUGGCACGGGUGGCAGUUUGCAAGGUCCUCCGGUGGGACCCAACCCGUUCCUGGAUCCUCCCCAGCCGGCGGCCAUCGAGUACAAGAAGGGUUACGUGAUGCGGAAGUGUUGCUACGACACGAACUACAAGAAAAGUUGUUGUGCUUUCUUUACAGCGCCCUUCGGGAAGCGUUCGUGGAAGAUGUUCUACUGUACGCUCCGCGAUUUGGUGCUAUACCUUCACAAGGACGAGCACGGUUUCCGCAAGAACCAAAUGUCGGACAACGUCCACAAUGCGAUCCGCAUCCACCACGCCCUGGCGACCAAGGCCAGCGAUUAUACCAAAAAGCAGCACGUUUUCCGAUUGCAAACGGCUGACCAGUCCGAGUACCUUUUCCAAACGAGCGACUCCAAAGAGCUCCAGUCGUGGAUCGAUACGAUCAACUUUGUGUGCGCAUCGUUCUCGGCCCCACCGCUAGAGGGAGGCGUCGGCAGCCAGAAGCGUUUCCAGCGGCCGUUGCUUCCCUGCACGCACACGAAACUGCUAUUGCGAGAACAACUAGCAUCCCACGAAGAACAAGUCAACAAGUUGGAGAACCUGCUGGCUGAACACAAGCGGUCAACCAUCCCUACGAAAGGUUUGGCGUUGCAGAACUACAAAGAAAAGGAAGCUUAUCUACUCUAUGAGUUGAAGCGCUACAAAACGUACUACUAUCUGCUAAGUUCCCGCAUGAACUCGGACCAGUCGCUGGACUUCGAGAACCUGCUCACCCUGGGCGAUAGCGGUGUCCUGCUGGAGUCGGACGAAAUCCUCCAGCGAAAUCGGCAAAACACUGAAGGCGGUGGUUUCGGAAGCGCAGGCGCAAAUCAAACCAUCAUCCAACAGCAACCUUUGGGGGGCGGCCAGCAGCAACAGCUGCAACUGCAACUGCAACCGGGACUCGGGAACACGACAACGAUGGCGGCGGCGACGACUGGCGUCAGCGGCGGCGGCAGCAUCUCCAACAGGAGUGAUAGUAGACAAUAUAAAACCUGAGACGACCCCCUGUACAUCACAACUGCCUUUUACCAAUACCACGAUCAUGACCACGACCACCAUCCAGAAUCCUUGAGUCCCAGCGGCUGCUCGGAACCGGAGCCGGAUCCGUUCAGUUCCGUCGCUGCCAAUGCCACCUGCUGUUCUACCGUACUGGCCAUCGUGACCUCUACCCUAAGAUCCCUAUCCUACUUCCUGGCUCCGCAAAAUCUUUCCACCACCACAACGGCAGUGGUGGAUAGUAGUAGUAGUGCGACAGAGGACAAUCCUACCAACACCAGCACCACUGCUUCCUCUGCCACUGCAUUCAAAUCAUCCUAUGGUCAAAAUGUGUGAGUAUAAUGCAAUCCUUUUAUAAGGCCUCUUUCAAAUGCGCUCCCUGUAUUUUGUUGUACAUAUUCGAUUUGUUGUAUAGUUUUAUAUUGUCCCUCGAAUCCUGUAGGCUUCCUCCUCAGUCCAUCGAUUUCCGAGGGUUUCUCCCUCUUGGAUCCUUUGUUUUGUUGUUAACGACCUUUAUUCAAGAUUUCAAAAUACGGCGCUUUAUUCCUUGAUCGAUAUACAUAUAUACAUACAUACAACUAAUAUAUAGACUAAGCGAGUGAUAAGACACACACCUUCUGAAUGUGUGCGUAGAACAGUAUGAGCGUGAGAGAGAAUUUUCUGAAACUUCUUAGAUACCACGCAAUCGAACGAGCGCCGGAAAAUGUGAGAAAAACGAUUUUUCAUGAAAGUUGUAUAUUUUACCAUUAAACUGAGUGUAAAAAUAGUUAAACAAUGGCAUUUUUAUACAUCAAACAUCCCCAACGUAAGCAACAUAGUCUAGCAUAUGCUCCCGAGUGGCAGAAUCCGUUUGUAACAGAACGAUAUCCUUCAAAAUAGUUAGCGAAAUCCCCAUAUGAAAACGUCUCCAAGGCUAUUGUGCACAUUGUGCGGAAGACGCAAAAUAACAAUGGAACAAGUGCUGCCAACUGUUGGUCGCCAAAUUUGCCAUGCCAACAUUUCUUUGAUCUGUUUAAAACAUAGCAAGCAAGCGAAACGAACCAGCGCCUACUAGGUAUCAUGGUGGCAAUUGUGUUGUUUGCUUUUCAAAACCAACUUCUACGCUAGCUACUACUGCAUGGCCUACUUUAGCACAAUCGUCUCUAUUCGUUUCUGGGCGCCAUUUUUACACCCUGUGCUGCAUAUUCAAUUGGUAUUGCGCAACGUUGGAGUCCUCCCUUGUCAAAAACCUUUCCUCAAUAUUUAUUAUCGAACAGAAUCACGUUAGGAAUUUGCAUGUGACAGAGUUCAUUAAAAAAUACUUUACAAUAAAAACUGUGUAUAGUAAAACCAUAACUUAUAGACAUCUUCAAAUACUGAAAGUAACUCAAAUCGAAGAGAAAUAUAAACAGAACGCGUUGAAUUGUUUUUAUAUUAUUCAUAUACCUAAAAAAAAGAUAGUAAUCGUACUCAACAUAAUGGAACAGAAACUCCGUUUGUGAAAUUUUAAACAGAAAAUCACACCGCAACAAUUUGACACAAACUUUUGUUGCACAUACAACACACCCAUACAAGCUCAUAACAUUUCGAAAUAAGUCAUCGUUGCAGCUAGAAAAAAAAGAAAGAAACAACCAUUCUAGAAUUAGACCAGAGAGAAAUUCCCUGCGUGUUCAAGGAUCUCUGUGUCUCUUGAACACCGGGAACCUAUAUAGAAAUUAAAAAUACACUGACCCGGGAGACUGUCUGACCAACUUCCUUUAAAAAGGAUGUGCUUGAGAGAAACCGAAAAUUAUCCCUAUAUAAUUUCUUCGCCAUGAUAUGGGUGAUUUCGAAUAGAUGUGGCCCAGUUUCACACAUGCAGAAAACCACACACGAAACCCGAUGGUAGGGUGUAGGGCUUGUGAAAAAUCGAAAACCCCUGGUAAUUUCGGAACUACCGUGAAAUUCAACUUGAAUAAACACAAUACCGCAGGUGUCAAGCCACAGAAAACAGAAAACAGUAAGGGAGAAAUCGUUAAACAAAAAAAAAACACAAGAAACCGACGACGUUGAUUGGGUAUAAUUAUCGAAUACACAACACAACCAGCAGCAGCAGUUUAUAGUAUUAUUCAAGUACAUCAAUUAUAUUGGAAUGGAAGGAAACAUAGAGAAAACAAAUAUAAUAAAAAACUGAGAAAAACAGCUAGUAAGUAAAAUAAAACCUGGAGAAAGUUACAUAAAAAGAA
This is a messenger RNA of Aedes albopictus (Asian tiger mosquito), 8089 nucleotides long. RefSeq names its product PH and SEC7 domain-containing protein (gene Efa6). Lineage: Eukaryota; Metazoa; Arthropoda; Insecta; Diptera; Culicidae. Gene Ontology annotation, molecular function: phospholipid binding; guanyl-nucleotide exchange factor activity; protein binding. The coding region runs from base 1323 to 5885 and encodes 1520 amino acids. The record is from RefSeq and is a predicted model, not a curated record. Gene Ontology annotation, biological process: regulation of ARF protein signal transduction. The transcript has 14 exons.